Molecule: messenger RNA, 2911 nt
Organism: Carassius carassius (crucian carp)
Lineage: Eukaryota; Metazoa; Chordata; Actinopteri; Cypriniformes; Cyprinidae
Product: collagen alpha-1(XXIII) chain-like
Exons: 29
Coding region: 308-1927 (539 amino acids)
Source: RefSeq, a predicted model, not a curated record
ACGCACACACACACACACACACACACUAUUCGCAAUCUGUCGUUUACAUAGUUUUGAAGACGGCAGUUCAGCAGCGAAAAAAAGGGCUGACUGGAUUCUCUGAGACACACUUCAGAGGGAAACAGUUUAACCUGCGCUCGAGACGCAGAGAGGCGCGCGUCCGUCAGUAGCUUUCUUCUAGUGUGCGUCACAUCGUUGCGUCUCCUGUCCGCCGCAGUUUCGCUGAAGCCAUAAACGCCACAUUACUGAAAUAAAGGACACGAGUCUCAAAAGAGGAUUCAAGAACAAGGAUAAUAUUUUAACCACAAUGCCAAAAAUGGUUUCAUCUGGGGAUUCAAAAGAUGUGUCAAAGACAUCACAGAGCAAUGGACACCACACAUCACAGAUAUUUCAUUGUUUAACGACCCUCGUAUGUUUUAUGUUGUCGGCGUCUUCGGUGGCAGUUUGUCUGUUUAUGAACGUCAAAACUUCUCAUCUUGAGCGUAAAAUUGAGCUUCUAGAGAUGGAGCGACUGUCUGUGAUUCAACCUGUGCACGCGACACUAGAUGCGCACGCGACUUUUCGGGAUGCGAUAGAGAAACUUGUACAAGAGAGACUCGAAGAAGGAGUGUCGAAAAUUCGCACAGCUCGAGAAGCAGCGCAAGAGUGCUCGUGUCCUCCAGGUCCUCCAGGAAAACGUGGAAGAAAAGGCAACCCUGGAAUUCCAGGCCCUCCAGGACGGGAUGGCUACCCGGGUCAAAUGGGUAUGGAUGGACCUCCAGGUCCAAAUGGCAGUCAGGGAAUGCCGGGACCAAAAGGAGAUAAGGGUGACCAGGGAGACAUGGGUCCCAGGGGACCACCGGCCUUCGCUGCCUCUGCAGGCCUGCUCAGUAAUCAGAUUCUCACGGUUAAGGGUGAUCAAGGUCAGGCUGGGCCCCCAGGACCUCCAGGAACACCUGGUCCCAGAGGGCCUCCAGGAAACACAGGCAGAGAUGGGCCGCAGGGCCACCCAGGAGAGCCGGGUCCUCCUGGAAAAGAUGGAAAUGAGGGACCAAGAGGGCCACCUGGCAUGCAGGGUAUGAAUGGUGCCAAUGGCAUGCCUGGCCCACAGGGUCCUGUAGGGGAAAAGGGGGAUAAGGGUGCUCCAGGUACUGAAGGGAAGAAAGGGACUGAUGGAUCCCCUGGCACGAAGGGUGAAAAGGGGGAUUGUGGACAUCCUGGACCUCAGGGAGAAAAAGGAGCCACUGGCUUCAUAGAAAAUGCUGAUCUGGAUGUUAGACUCAAAGCUCUACAGGGGCCUCCAGGACCUCCAGGAGAGCAAGGGCCAAAAGGAGAAAUGGGCUUACAUGGGCCACCAGGACCUGAAGGAAAGCAGGGUCAUAAGGGAGAUAAAGGUGAUGCAGGAGAGCCUGGAGCAGCAGGAGCAAAAGGGGAAAAGGGGGAAAUUGGACUGAUAGGGCCUUCAGGUGAAGCAGGGCAAAAGGGAGAUAAAGGAGACUCUAGGUUUGAGGACAAUAUGGCCCAGAUUAUCUCUUUGCCUGGCCCACCAGGGCCACCUGGACCUCCUGGGCCUGCUGGAUAUCAUGGAUUGCCUGGACCCAAGGGAGAGCCUGGUGAAGCAGUUAAAGGAGAAAAGGGCGAUGCUGGAGAGAAAGGUCCACCUGGGCAGCGGGGUCUUCAAGGCUUUCCAGGGUCUAAUGGCUUGAUAGGCCUGCCAGGUGCAAAAGGUGAAAAGGGGAAACAAGGUGAACCAGGUUUAGAUGGUUUCCCAGGACUUCAAGGAGAAAAGGGGGACAGAGGAGACAAGGGGGAAAAGGGUGACAGAGGUUCAAUAGGGAAAAAAGGUCUGAAAGGACAGAAGGGAGAGCAGGGACCUCCAGGGCUUGAUCAGCCUUGUCCUGUGGGGCGUGAUGGGCUGCCCAUACCAGGAUGCUGGCAUAAGGUAUAAUUAUAUAUGUGAUAUGGAUAAACUAUGAGUCCUGCCAUAAUAGUGGGGAUAUUGCAUUAUGACUGCAGUAACUGCUUCCUUUUUGUGUCUUCUAACAGUUUUCUCCUAUUGCUCUCUUGCAGUAAUGACUAACCUGGAGCAUGGAGUUUGUACAUAUUGAUAUAUAUUUUGCAAGUAACAUUGGCUUUUUCUCCCAAUUCUUUUGUCAUUUCUUAUUUAAUAAACUGGGUUUUCAUAUGGGAGCCCCUGAAAAUAAUGUCUAUAUCACUGCAUUAACAAAGAGAGGCUCUCCACUGUCACAAUAACAAGUGUAGAAAAGCAAUGAAAUGGGAAUCAUAGGUGCUGUGACUGUACUGAUAUUGAGAAGAGACAUGAACUUGCUUGUGGAUGCACAGAGAAUGCUGCUGCUGACCUUAAUGAGAGAAAAUAACCCUGAACUUUCUAACAGACUGACCACUGUGUCUGCAAAUAAUUACUUCUUCCCUGGCUUACUUUCAUGGGUGCCAUUUAAAAAAACCAACCCCAUCCAUUGUUCACUAAAAGUUUGCUUUAAAAGGAAGAUGCUUCAGGGCAGGGUGGCAAAUCAAAGCACCCAUCUCAGCCCUUAAGGACACUGAAUGGGCUACAUGGAGUUUGUUUCCAGUGAAAGGGCUCACCUGUACUACAGGGAGGGACGCAAUGUGGACAUUGUACUGGAUUUGUACUGGUGUACAUAUGGACAAAUCUGUACUCAGGAAACUCUUUUCACUUGGUCAGUUGGAAACAACUUUUGCCCCAUUUCUCCAUAAAAUACACUUGUGGAGUGGUGGAAAAAACUGGUAACUGGUAUCAUGUACAGUUGUCUUAAGUCUUAUCUGUUUAGAUAGAGAUCCCUCAUAAACUAAUACAGCUUUGGUCUUUUAGCCUAUUCAUUGUUUUGUGGGGUUGUCCAUCCUCAAUGAGCAUUAUAUGAAGUGUGUGUAAAUAAAAUGUAUUAUUUUUACA